GUCAUAUCUCCCAGUAACUGGAAGAAGACAUGUUUAGAUCUGAUGUAAGGAUUGGUCCCAGUGGUAGGCUUUAUGUUCCAUUAGAUACAUCAAAUAAAGACCGGUACAGACAUCUUGAAGACAACCACAGUCCUCAUUAUUCCACUCUUUCCAAAAGACAAUGAAACACAAUGAAAAGUAUGAACGUUGGGCUGUAUAUAUCUCUGUAUUCAUAAGUAUAGCAUCGAUCACAAGUUCUGGUUUCCUUCUCUAUUUGUUUUCAUCAACAAAGGCUAAACUUGCUGACGUUUUCUGUGUACCAUGUGAUAAACUAAACUUUUCUACAUUCCCAAAUGAAACUGAAAAAAAAUAUAAAAUGUUAGAUAAGGAUUACGAAAAUGGCGAGAAAGUUUGUUGUGGUUCGACAACACAAUCAACCGAAGCUUUGUUGGAUUUGAUAUCUGACAGAAAACUGAGAGAAUCCAAAAUACAAGAGAGAAAUGAUGAAAUACGAGAUGGUUAUAUUAAAGGCAGCCAAAUAAGUGCACAUAUUUUAAUGAGUGGUUAUGACGAUAAAUUACAAGAGAAACGUCCCGCCGAGCUUUUGAAAGACCGGAAAUUGAGUCAUUUCAAUGGAGUAAAUAUAACACAUGAUCGUAUUAAUAUCCGUACUAAAGGAAAGUAUUUCCUCUACUGUCAGCUGUAUUUUAAGGUUAUAUUAGGAACCAAUCUAGACAAACAAGAAGGCAUUUUAUCUUAUCAAAUCAGGCGAUACAAUUCCAAGUUGCCCAAUUAUUACACAGAGAAGCUGUUAGAGAGCAAGUUUACUGUUCAAUUUAAAGAUGGUAAAAUAGAUGAUAAUGAUAAUAAGACAGACUUUCUGUCCGGUAUAUUUAAUUUUGAAGCUGGUGAUCAGUUAUAUGUAAUGUAUCUUGAAGAAGAGAUGUCUAGAACUGAUAAAUCAAUUAGAGACAAGUACAGGCGCCGUACUGUAUAUCUCUCUGUAUUCAUUAGUAUAGCAUCGAUCACAAGUUCUGGUUUCCUUCUCUAUCUGUUUUCAUCAACAAAGGCUAAACUUGCUGACGUUUUCUGUGUACCAUGUGAUAAACUAAAAUGUUCUACAUUCCCAAAUGAAACUGAAAAAAAAUGUAAAAUGUUAGAUAAGGAUUACGAAAAUGGCGAGAAAGUUUGUUGUGGUUCGACAACACAAUCAACCGAAGCUUUGUUGGAUUUGAUAUCUGAAAGAAAACUGAGAGAAUCCAAAAUACAAGAUAGAAAUGAUGAAAUACGAGAUGGUUAUAUUAAAGGCAGCCAAAUAAGUGCACAUAUUUUAAUGAGUGGUUAUGACGAUAAAUUACAAGAGAAACGUCCCGUCGAGCUUUUGAAAGACCGGAAAUUGAGUCAUUUCAAUGGAGUAAAUAUAACACAUGAUCGUAUUAAUAUCCGUACUAAAGGAAAGUAUUUCCUCUACUGUCAGCUGUAUUUUAAGGUUAUAUUAGGAACCAAUCUAGACAAACAAGAAGGCAUUUUAUCUUAUCAAAUCAGGCGAUACAAUUCCAAGUUGCCCAAUUAUUACACAGAGAAGCUGUUAGAGAGCAAGUUUACUGUUCAAUUUAAAGAUGGUAAAAUAGAUGAUAAUGAUAAUAAGACAGACUUUCUGUCCGGUAUAUUUAAUUUUGAAGCUGGUGAUCAGUUAUAUGUAAUGGAUGAAUCUCAGCAUUGGCUUUCAAGUAUUCUAUUAUUGCCUGAAAUUAGAUAAUUCUAAAGAAACGAUGAAAUCAAAAUACCGGGUAACCUCCCUUCAACAGCCUGGGCUAAAAUAGAUAUUGACAUUGAUUCAGAACAGGGUUUCAUUGCACCAAGUUUCGUCUGGAGUGUGUUCGAGCUAAAAGUCGAAGAACAAGAACAAUAGUUCACGUUAGGAUUGUUGUGAUAUUAAAACAUUGUAGUAAGUUUCGUCAAAAUCCUUCAAGAAUUGAGACUUGAUGUGUUUCCAAGCUAACGGUUUUAUACAUUUCGAAGAACAGGGCAGAUGAAUCAUAUCAAAUUGUAGAUAGUUUUUGUCAAAAUCUGUCAAGAAUUGUACCUUCUACACUGUUUACGAGGGAAAUUCUAUGAAAAUAUGUUCAAAUUAAAACAGAAAACAUAUUAUCAGAAAUAGUCUUAUAGUAGUAGAUAUUAUAAUUACAGACAAUCACCACCUCUCAAUACAGAUAAUACUAGCAUAAGCUUUCAUUUAAUUGUAGACUACCUUGCGCCUGUUUUUAAUUCAGAAAAGAGAUAAGGAUAUCUAAAACGGACGGAUAUUGAAGGUGUUCCUUUAUAAACUACUCAGAUAAGUGUGACUUCACAUCACUUUAUUACUGUAAUAAAGCAUAUUUUCCAAUUAGUGACGUCACCAAACACUUAGUUUUAGUGGAAUUGCAGGAACCACAGACGUUUGGCUGAAAAUUAGAACGGUGAAAAUGAUGCUAUACAUAAAUUUUUAGUACCUCUUAAUAAUUCUUUUAAGAAAUUAAAGAAGAGACUAUGAUUGUGUAGUACAAGGAAUUGAAAGAUAAUCAAAAUAUGUUAGGAUUGUCAUAAUUAUAUCACUUGUUAUAUCUUGUAAUUUACUACCAUUUCUGUAUUGUUCUAUUUUCUGUGAUACACCUUUAAGUAAAAAUUAGAUUUUAUAUGAUUUUGUAUAUACAAACAAUACAACUUUUGUAAUACAUUUGUACUUAUUAACAGCAAUGAAAUAUAUAUAUAUAUGU
This is a messenger RNA of Lottia gigantea (owl limpet), 2735 nucleotides long. RefSeq lists its product as hypothetical. Bases 161 to 1738 code for a protein of 525 amino acids. NCBI's taxonomy places the organism in Eukaryota, Metazoa, Mollusca, Gastropoda, Lottiidae. The transcript has 11 exons. The record is from RefSeq and is a predicted model, not a curated record. Gene Ontology annotation, biological process: immune response. Gene Ontology annotation, molecular function: tumor necrosis factor receptor binding. Gene Ontology annotation, cellular component: membrane.